UCAGUUCAAACUUCAAAAUUUCUUCGAGAUUACAAAUUACGAGUCUAAAAUUAUGAGUUAAUUUAGUAUAUGUUGACAAACUUCUAGCGAUUAAAUUUAUGUAUUUAGAGUGAAGAAUUUUAUAACAUAUAGAAGUAAAAACUUUGUAUUAUUUUUAUUCUUGGUUUGCCAUUUUUAGGCAACUGUUAGUAAACAAUUAUGGAGAGUACAUCCAGUCACAAUGAUAAUGUGUACAAUAACCGUUAUUUUUGCCAUAACUGUGAUACAGAAAUAGGAAGUGUAACUGAUGAAUAUACUUGUCCCACUUGUAAUCUAGGAUUCAUUGAAAAAGUAGAAGAACAACAGACUCCAGAAGAACCUGAUGAUGAGGAUGAUAUGGAUUACGGAAAUGUACAUUUUAUGGUAAAUGGUAUGUUAAGUGAUGGUGAAUUAAGUGGACGUCGUAGUUCAAAUAUUCGUCGCCGUAGAUUUACAACUAGGGGACCUCAUGUAAUGACUUUACAACCUGGAAGAGGCCCUAGGCGAAGCUCAGGAAGUGGUACUAUUGAAAAUUUAGUUGAAGAUGUAAUAGUCAAUUUUGCUGAUUACGCCAAUUCCCGUGGAGCUACUGGUCCAGUCAGUAGAUUUUUACUUGGUAAUCCUGGAGACUAUGUAUGGGGAAGAGAUGGAUUAGAUUCAAUUGUAUCACAAUUAUUAAAUCAAAUUGAUGGAGCAGGACCACCACCAUUAACUAAAGAAAAAAUCCAAGACAUACCAACAGCUCAAAUUUCUCAAGAUCACCUAGCAUGGAACGUGCCCGAUUUGUCGUAAGUAUUUAGCUGAUGAUGGAUUAGGUUCAAUUAAUUCUGACCCACUAAAUGGAAUCAGCCUGGGUGUUGGUCCAAACUUAGCAGCACUUAUUAGAGCUAGAGGCCAACGUAAUAGUGAUCCAGUUUGGGGAAUGAAUGAAUAUGACAUGGCAUCAACAUCAUCAGAUUGGCCAUCACAACUUGGUAUAAGUUUACCUUUACCUAUUGUGUCCACUUCUUCAUCCACCCAAAUUCCAGCCACUUCAGGCAUGUCUACAUAUUCUUCUGUUGCUGCUAGAAAUUUACAUGACCCUCAAUUAUCUACAUCUAAUGAUGCUGAACCUAUGGAUACUGAUCAUGAUCAAAAUUUACCAGCAGUGAACAAUACAAAUGAAUCCUAGUCUUUUUAUAUUACU
This is a messenger RNA of Daktulosphaira vitifoliae (grape phylloxera), 1204 nucleotides long. Its product is annotated as E3 ubiquitin-protein ligase RNF126-like. Lineage: Eukaryota; Metazoa; Arthropoda; Insecta; Hemiptera; Phylloxeridae. Gene Ontology annotation, molecular function: ubiquitin protein ligase activity. The record is from RefSeq and is a predicted model, not a curated record.